This is a messenger RNA of Python bivittatus (Burmese python), 3123 nucleotides long. NCBI's taxonomy places the organism in Eukaryota, Metazoa, Chordata, Lepidosauria, Squamata, Pythonidae. The record is from RefSeq and is a predicted model, not a curated record.
GAUCGGAGAAGUGAGACGAGUCCGGAGGAGGGCGGGAGGCGGGGAAAUGGCCAUCGGUGCCGCUGCUGCCGGCGCUGGUUUUAGCGUCGCUUGGGGGGGCUGAUACUGAAACGUACCCGGAGGCUUGACAGCUGUUCGCUUGAGACGGCAGCAUGACGCCAGAUCUUCUGAAUUUCAAGAAGGGAUGGAUGUCCAUAUUGGAUGAGCCAGGAGAGUGGACAAAGCACUGGUUUGUGCUGACAGAUUCAAGUCUGAGAUACUACAGGGACUCCAAUGCUGAAGAGGCAGAUGAUCUAGAUGGAGAGAUUGACCUACGUACAUGCACCGAUGUGACAGAAUAUGCAGUGCAGAGGAAUUAUGGCUUCCAGAUACAUACUAAAGAUGGUGUUUUUACGUUAUCUGCAAUGACAUCAGGAAUCCGUCGGAAUUGGAUUGAGGCUCUAAGGAAGAGUAUUCGUCCAGUCAGUGUGCCUGAUGUCACAAAGCUAUCUGACUACAACAAGGAAAACUCAUUCCGCAGCAACAAAUCACCCAAGAGCUCCUUCAGAACCGAGCUGCAGCCCAACACUGGAAGUGAGGUGAUAUCCAGACCGGGCCGCAGGAAGGCUGAAGCGCGGUACCAGGCUUUUGACUAUGUUGAGCUAUCCCCCUUACAACAGGGGUCAGCUUUAAAUCAGGGGUCCCCACAGCAGCCAAGAGGGAGCACAAGAACUGCAGAUGGAGCAGCCAAGCGGGAGGAGCUGGAGCGGGACCUGGCCCUCCGCUCAGAGGAGAGGCGCAAGUGGUUUGAGUCUUCAGUCAGUGGGGGCCUGCAAACAGAUGGUCCAACAGAGGAUCCCUGUCCUAAGAAACCUCCAGGGAUUCCUCUUACUGAAGCUCAGAGGAGUCGGCUGAGUGAAGAGAUUGAGAAGAAGUGGCAGGAGCUGGAACGUCUGCCUCUAAAAGAGUCCAAGCGGGUCCCGCUGAUGGCACUGUUGAACCAGGGCAAAGGGAACCGUGAGGAUGCAAGUGAGGCACUGGAGAAAGAGGUCCAAGUCCUGAGGUCACAGCUGGAGUCCUUGCAUUCCCACAGUGAAGCAAACCUCCAUAAAAAUGGGCACGUGCCCCAAGGAUACAUUUCUCAGGAGGCAUGUGAGCACAGUUUAGCAGAGAUGGAAACUUCCCAUCAACAGGUCAUGGCAGAACUACAGCGGCACCACCAGUGGGAGAUGGAGCGGUUGCGGCAGGAAAAGGAGCGUCUUCUAUCCGAGGAGGCAGCUGCAACAGCUGCAGCAAUUGAAGCACUGAAGAAGGCACACAGGGAGGAAAUGAACAAGGAGUUGGGCAGAACACGCAACUUUCAGAAAGGAUUUUCAAAUCCAGAUGCACUCCAGCAACAGCAUCGGUCUGAUGUGGAGUCUCUGAAGCGGGAGUUGCAGGUGCUUUCAGAACAGUAUUCCCAGAAGUGCCUGGAGAUUGGGGGCCUGGUGCAAAAGGCAGAAGAUCAGGAACAAAUGCUGCAGCAUUGUCAACAGGAGGGGAAAGAACUGCUUCGGCAAAACCAGGAGUUACAGAGGCGUCUUUCAGAGGAGAUUGGCCAGUUACGGGCCUUCAUCGCUGCUCGGGGCUCACAUGAUGGUGCUUCACAUAAUGAAAGGAGUUCUUGUGAGCUAGAGGUGCUUCUCCGAGUGAAGGAGAAUGAACUCCAAUAUCAGAAACAAGAAGUCCAGUGUCUGAGGGAUGAACUCCAAAUGAUGCAGAAGGACAAGAAGUUUGCCUCAGGGAAAUACCAGGAUAUCUAUGUGGAGCUGAAUCACAUCAAGCAGCGGUCAGAACAAGAGAUUGAACAGCUGAAGGAACAUCUGCGCCUGGCCAUGGCAGCCCUAGAAGAGAAAGAGAUGCUGCACAACAGUACUGGUAAAAGACCAGCACGCUUGCACUAAAGACAUAUGUCACGUAAAGUGGACCUAGCCAUGCUGCAAAGGCAGAAGGCGUUUGGGGGUCUCUUUUUCUCCAGCGGCAGAGAUGCCAGUUGUAUUGGAUAUCUCGCUGAUUGCUCGGCAGAGCUCAGAAUCUUUCUCCCUGCCACCACUGCCUCCUCUUCUCUCCCCCAUUCUGUGGGAUGCCAGAGGAGAAAUGUAUAAGCAAACUGCUUGCAGAAGGCUCCAUGAAAUCAGGCGGAAAGCCACAGGUUGGUCCCCAUUACUGUAUAGGUCUGGGCGAGCUCAGUUUCAUUCUGCAUCUAAAAUAAGUUUACAAGUCAAGGCUGUUACAGCUACAGCAUAUAAAUUGUCAUCUCCAAGACACUCUAAAUCUUCCAUCAUUCUUAGCAUGGCCACAAGUCCCGCUACAUAUGAAGGACAUACUUUUUGAACAUAAUUCAAUUUCUUAAUUCUGCUUCUUUCUUUGUUCCAUAGGUUAGUUACCCUUCUGUGCACCACUUUGGGGAAUAAAGCAGCAUUCCUCUCCAGGAACACAGGGCGACCCUCUAUCAGAAUAGCCAUCACAUGCGUCUGCAUAACUUGGGCAUGUUUUGGGCUGGAUCCUAUUGCUAGCACCUUUUGGGGACUUUAUAUAUGAAAAUAAAUUUUAUAUUUUGGGGGAUGGGGGGAUAUGUUUUAAAAUUUUAUACUUAAGUUUUCCCAGCAGUUAACCACAAAGGUGGACCAGAUUUUUCUCCCUAAAGUUCCUUUAGACCUAAUUGUUCCUUCUCCCAAAUAUUUAGUUGUAUUUACAAUAAAAGUGUCUAUCUGCUUCCAAUUUUCUUCAAGUGGAGAGACAAUAUCACACACCCUGCAACUUCAGGAUGUAUAAGGUUGCUUCACAGCAGUCCGUGUUUGCAAUAUGCUGUGCCGAAAGAAUGUUGUAUCAGUUACUUUGUCAAUGGAACUGGUUUGUCCAAAGACCAUGCAGAGUUUAUGUUUAGAAUCUUUGAGUACCAAUUGUUUUCAAAACAAUGGAAGAUUUUUUUAAACAUGUUGAUUAAAUGUUUUUGCAUCCCAUUGUAAAUUCCGUCUUCAUCCCCAAAGCUUGUGUUCAACUGAUGUGUUCUCAUGGGGAGAAAUUUCACUGCUGAUGUUGCCAGAGCCAAACAAUGAAGGCGGCUGAUUUUCUUUAUUUCUGCAGAGUUAACUUAAUAAAAUC